AAUGAUGCUACCUGAUGCAGCAAAGUAUCACUUUCCUUGGGAGGUAAACUUGGCAUCGGUCCCUGAAGGGAAGACUCUCAGAACAUUUGGCAGGUUACACUCCUAUGAUUUGGUCAGCUCCAAAGCCAUUUUAACAGCUCAGCACAGUUCAGUUCAGCACCACAUCUCCGUCUGUACCAAGUUUGUGGAACCAUUCCAGGCCCAGCUUGGGUCUCUGUACAUUGUCCUGGGGGAAACUGAACUUGGGGAUGAGACCAUUAAGUUGGUCCUGAAGGCCCGAGUGUUUACAUGUGUGGAAGGAAUAAACCUACCAAUGUUGGAGAAGGCCAUAUUGGAACAGAGAAAAUAUUUCCAGGAGAGAGAGAAGUAACUGGAGGGAAGCAAUUCCUAGUUCAGUGCU
Molecule: messenger RNA, 400 nt
Organism: Euleptes europaea (tarantolino)
Lineage: Eukaryota; Metazoa; Chordata; Lepidosauria; Squamata; Sphaerodactylidae
Gene: TEN1
Product: TEN1 subunit of CST complex
Exons: 4
Coding region: 2-370 (122 amino acids)
Biological process (GO): negative regulation of telomere maintenance via telomerase
Cellular component (GO): CST complex
Molecular function (GO): telomeric repeat DNA binding; single-stranded DNA binding; telomerase inhibitor activity
Source: RefSeq, a predicted model, not a curated record